AUUAACUGUGAACUAGAGGGCUCCUGGUUCAAAUUACACAUCCACCACACAUUCACUAUGUAAGCAGCCAGACUCACUCUCUUCCCUCAAACUUUCAAGAUGAUGAUAAUAUGGGGAUAGUUGAAUGGCAAAGUAGCCAUGGGAGACUGGAGUUUCCUGGGAGGAAUUUUAGAAGAAGUCCACAUGCACUCCACUACCAUUGGCAAAGUCUGGCUAACCAUCCUCUUUAUAUUCCGGAUGCUUGUUCUUGGCGUGGCAGCUGAAGAUGUCUGGAACGAUGAGCAGUCCGAAUUCAUCUGCAACACGCAGCAACCUGGCUGCAGGAAUAUGUGUUAUGACCACGCCUUCCCCAUCUCUCUCAUAAGAUACUGGGUUCUACAAGUCAUCUUUGUCUCCUCACCUUCCUUGGCCUACAUGGGUCAUGCCUUGUACCGAUUAAGAACGUUAGAAAAAGAACGGCAGAAGAGAAAAGCGCAGAUGAAAGCUGUACUGGAGGCAGCCGAAUUUGAAAUGACCGAAGAUCGUAAAAAGCUUGAGCGGGAAAUCCGACAACUGGAGCAAAGGAAGCUUAACAAGGCCCCCCUCCGGGGCUCGCUGCUCUACACUUAUGUGAUCCACAUUUUUAUUAGAUCUGCCCUGGAAACUGGCUUUAUGAUUGGCCAGUAUAUUUUGUAUGGCUUCCAACUGGACCCUCUGUACAAAUGUCGAAGCGCUCCUUGCCCAAACGCUGUCGACUGCUUCGUCUCAAGGCCGACGGAAAAGACCGUCUUCCUCGUCUUCAUGCAGUCCAUAGCAGUCGUUUCUUUAUGCCUCAACCUCCUGGAGCUUCUGCACUUGGUUUUCAAAAGAGCGCGAAAGGGGAUCUACAGGAGGAGAGACGAGGUGGGCCAAGCCUACGCCGGCGACGCCCUGAGGAACGGGCUCGAGAUGCUGCGACGCGCCGGCACAGCGGGGGCACCACCGAGACUCUCGCCUCCCACUCCCAGCUGGCUCCUGGAAAACCAAACGGGGCCGGCGCCGCUUUGUCACGCGGAGGGCCGCCAUGAGCGCGGCGGGCCUGGGUCGCCCUCGAGGGGGCUGCGGCCUCACAACAGCAGCAGCUCCAACAACAACGAGGUGGCGCUGCAGGGAGCCGAGGCGGCCGCCUCUGACGCGCCCCUCGCCGGCCUGAAGGGAGGCGGCCCGUCAAGCCCAUCGACCCGCCUCACAGAGCAGCGGAGGCCGCGCCACGAUUCAGCCGGCGGCAGGAGCGCCGCUCCGGACCUCUGCGUCUGA
This is a messenger RNA of Sphaerodactylus townsendi, 1275 nucleotides long. It is a transcript of the gene GJA9, whose product is annotated as gap junction protein alpha 9. The record is from RefSeq and is a predicted model, not a curated record. NCBI's taxonomy places the organism in Eukaryota, Metazoa, Chordata, Lepidosauria, Squamata, Sphaerodactylidae. The transcript is spliced from 2 exons. Gene Ontology annotation, biological process: cell communication. Bases 139 to 1275 code for a protein of 378 amino acids. Gene Ontology annotation, cellular component: connexin complex.